Molecule: messenger RNA, 942 nt
Organism: Fusarium subglutinans
Lineage: Eukaryota; Fungi; Ascomycota; Sordariomycetes; Hypocreales; Nectriaceae
Product: short-chain dehydrogenase
Exons: 5
Coding region: 1-942 (313 amino acids)
Source: RefSeq, a predicted model, not a curated record
AUGAGUGUCCGCAGAAGUACUAUUAUUCCCAACAAGCCGACCCUGACAGAGAAGAACCUUCCUGACCAGGCUGGCAAGGUCUUUGUUGUAACUGGAGCUUCUGGAGGGUUGGGCAAGGAGCUAGCUUCAAUUCUGUACCAGAAAAAUGGAAAGAUCUACAUGCCCGCUCGCUCUCGAUCAAAGACCGAUGAGGUCAUGAGAGAUAUCAAGGCAGCUCAUCUAAACUCAACGGGCAGUAUGGUCUUCUUGCCACUAGUCCUCGACGAUCUCACUACCAUAAAGGCCUCUGCUCAAGAGUUCCUCGCACAGGAGAGCCGCCUUGAUGUACUCUACAACAACGCUGGUGUUAUGGUCCCUCCACAGGGAUCAAAGACGGUACAAGGCUACGAGUUACAGAUUGGCGUGAAUAACCUAGCGCCGUUCUUGUUCACUCACUUCCUCCAUCCUAUUCUUGCUGAUACGGCCCAGAUUGCCCCCAAGGACUCUGUUCGUGUCAUUUGGGUGUCUUCUAGUGCUGCUGAUAGUGCUCCAACACCCGCCAUCGACUUCACGAACAUGGACUACCAUAAUGAAGAAGGAAUCUGGUCGACGUAUCUGAGAAGCAAGGCUGGAAAUGUCUUGCACUCUUUUGAGUUUGCUCGAAGGACUGCCGGCGAAGACAUCAUCAGCAUUGCUCUAAACCCUGGCAACUUUGUGACCAACCUACAGCAGAACAUGCCGAGGAUGCAGCUUGCUAUCUUCAAACUCAUCGCUCAUGCACCGAAGAACGGAGCCUAUACUCAACUGUUUGCGAGCCAUUCUGCCACCAUCACAGAGAAGGAAAACGGUUGUUGGGUGUCUCCUUUUGGAAAGGUCGAACCGUGCCGCAAAGAUCUUCUUGAUGCUGACCUUGGCAAGAAGUACUGGGAGUGGACAGAGGAGCAGAUCAACAGGUACAAGUAA